AUGUUUGCCUCCUAUGUUGAUAAAGCACGAUCUCUAUUUGUUGCCCGUUUGCCAUGGUUUACAUCUCCAGAAAUCCUUAGGCAAUAUUUUAGCAAAUACGGCAUUAUUACCCGGGCAUCAAUUGUAUACGAUAGAGAUACUGGAAGAUCGAGACGUUACGGAUUUGUUGAAUUUCGUUCAAGAUCAUCCUUACAGCAAGCGCUAACGGAGCAACCCCAUGUGAUUGACGGAACAGAGGCACUCGUAAAGGAAGUUUUGACACAGCCCUCGGAGCCAGCGCAGAAAUCUGGUCUUGCUGAUGAAGAGAAACAAAUUUAA
This is a messenger RNA of Trichoplax adhaerens, 318 nucleotides long. RefSeq lists its product as uncharacterized. The record is from RefSeq and is a predicted model, not a curated record. The transcript has 4 exons. Gene Ontology annotation, molecular function: RNA binding. NCBI's taxonomy places the organism in Eukaryota, Metazoa, Placozoa, Uniplacotomia, Trichoplacea, Trichoplacidae. The coding region runs from base 1 to 318 and encodes 105 amino acids.